GGGGGGUAAAACGUGUUUUUGCCCGGGUCGUUCUAGCGGUUAUGGCGCAAAAGCGCUACGUUUAUCCAAAUUAGGGUGUACUAGUACCCAAAUAAACGCUAAAUAAUGAUUUGGCUUGGGUUCGUGUAUUAAAGCUUAUUUUUAAAUAGGUGGCGCUAAAGUCCUAAAGUUGGUUCUUUAUUCUACAUGGCUGCAUCUAUGGUUGUUUAUGCCGGCGUGGCGGCGUGUUCAUUUAAAGGAUAAGUUUGCUUUAAUUCGCAGUCAAUAAGAGCAGCCACAGCGCCUGCGAACACACGCCAGCACGCUACUAGUCUAGCGUCAUCGGCGUGGUCCGCAAAGUUUAAAAAAAAAAGCUUACGAUGGCUACUCAAAAGGCACCGUCGUACGUCGGCUCGGUGAGACUAAUAUUUGAAGCAGGUACCAGGUUGGAGGCUAAACCGCAGACUGUUGCCACAGCGGCCACAUACUUUCACCGGUUCUUCCAGGAGUGUUCGCAAGACGAUUAUGAUUUCUACCUGGUGGCCGCGACAGCGAUGUACUUGGCCGGCAAAGUCGAAGAGGACUACCUCAAAAUACGAGAUGUGGUGAACGUAUUCCACAAGAGUGCCUAUCCAAAAUCUGACCCUCUGCCGCUGGCAGACGAGUACUGGUGCCUGCGCGACGCCAUUGUCCAGUGUGAGCUGCUCAUGCUGAGAGUCUUGCAGUUUAAAGUCUCCGUCGACCAUCCGCACCGGUACCUACUUCACUACCUUCGGUCAUUGAGUGACUGGCUUGGUCCACUGACCUGCGGUGGAGGCGGAGGAGCACGCAGCGGUGCACCGUGCCCGAUUCCUCUAUCACAAGUGGCAUGGUCACUUCUGUGUGACAUGUACAUGCAGCCCACCUGCCUGCGGCAUCCUCCACAGGAGCUGGCAGUGGCCGUCCUCCAGGUGGCUCUGCUCGCCUAUGACGUGCGAGUGCCACACGGAGAGGACAGUGUCCUCAGCUGGUACGAAACGCUCUGCGACAACCUGUCUCGAGAGAAGCUUGCUGACCUCAUCAUGGACGUCAUUCAGGUUUAUGAUACUGAAGGACAGUAAUAAACAUCACCACUGUCGUCUA
Messenger RNA from Dermacentor silvarum, 1101 nucleotides. It is a transcript of the gene koko, whose product is annotated as cyclin-Q-like. The record is from RefSeq and is a predicted model, not a curated record. Gene Ontology annotation, biological process: regulation of transcription by RNA polymerase II. Gene Ontology annotation, cellular component: nucleus. The coding region runs from base 360 to 1079 and encodes 239 amino acids. Gene Ontology annotation, molecular function: cyclin-dependent protein serine/threonine kinase regulator activity. The transcript has 5 exons. NCBI's taxonomy places the organism in Eukaryota, Metazoa, Arthropoda, Arachnida, Ixodida, Ixodidae.